AGUCCUUCCGUUAAGUGGGUGUCAAAUUAUUGACGCCGUGUCCGACGUGGCAAGGAAGAGGUGAUAGUGGUUAGUAAACGUGUAAGGCUUCCCGCCUUUGGACAUAACGCAUGCUGCUUACCCUGACUCUUCUUCUUCUUCUUCUUCUUCUUCUUCUUGUGAAGCACGAAACGCAGAGGAAAUGCCAGAAACCCUACCGCUAGUCACUGAAAGCUUGCGAUUCGCAGCCAGAGAAGUGACAUUGUCGUUCAGUAACGUUAAAGGUCCACAGCAGCAGUGAGUUUGAAACCCUUGCUUUCCGGAAGAAGAUCGUGUUAGGUAUUCCAUUAUCAAAUCUUCUGAACCCAUUUGGUUUUCAUCUUAAUGCGUGUUUAUAUGUAAUGAUGUAUGUUGAUGUGUGAUUGUUUUGUUUUAUAGUUUCAUAUUCGUUUCUUGUUCUGUUUUGGAAGUUUUUAUUUUGCCCUAGUGAUUUUAUUUAUGCAUUUCUGUUGUUGUUGGUCAAUGUGAGAAUUUUAUGAAGUGUAUUGUGUUUGUGUAACAGUUUGGUCGAGAAAUGAGCUAUUUUAGUGUCAAGAUACACCAUGGGAGGAAGUUUAGGUUUGAUGGUGAACCUUUACACUAUGUGGGGGAUGAGACUUCGAUAGUGGACUACUGUGAUGAAGAUAGGUGGAGUAGGUUCGAGGCUAUGGAGAUAGUGCUCGAACAGGGAUAUGUGGUAGAGAAUAUCGCUACAAUGUGGUAUAAAUCUCUGAACGAUGAAACAGAUGUAGAGUUGAGGAUGCUUCACACAGACAAGGAUGCCAUGGACAUGGCUAGAAUUGGAAUGAGGGACAACAUGGUGGAGCUUUUUGUUGUUCACAAAGAUGCUACUACAACUAGAAAAGGCUGCACUAUUGAGAAAGUUGAAGAGAUAGAUGGUGAUGAGGCUGCUGCACCCACUGCAGACACUAUUGGGCCUGGUCCAAUUGUGUUGCACAAGGCCCAAUUUCUUGCUCAGGCCAAGGUGGGUAAGAAGCCCAAGGUGGUGACAAAAGCCCAGAAUGAUGUGCUGGAGGAUGGUGAUGAAGAGAGGUCAGAGGGGUCAGAUUUUUUAGGUGAUGAAGAAUCUGAGGAUGAUGACUACCAGCUAGGAAUUGAUGAUGAGGGGGACAGUGAUGAACAAUGGAGUGAAAAUAGCUCUGGAGAUACUGAUCUGCAGGUUGCAUUUGAUGACAGCGAUGAUGAUUGGAAUGGUGAUGGGGGUUUGUAUGAUGUUGAAGUCACAACUACAAAAGAUUCCCAAAGGCCGAAACAGAGUGUUCCAACUGAGAGAGAACAAUGAGAGCACAGUGGCAGUGUUAAUAAGGGUAAGGAGCAAGUGGUGGCUGCUGGAUUAAGGGAUGAGGAUGAUGGGUAUGAGAGUGAGGGGUUGUGGGAUGUCCCUAUAAGUGAUGAUGAAGGGGAUCCCUUGUUCAGGAGAUACCCGGUGUAUAAGGGUUUGAAGAAUAUGAAGGAGUAUAAAUGGAAGGUUGGGACAAUGUACGUAGAUAGGAAUGCUUUUAAGGAAUGUGUAACGAGCUAUGCCGUGCACAGUGGCAGAGGAAUAUGGUUCUUGAAGUGUGAUAGCCAUAGGUGCAAAGCUGUUUGCAAAGAAGGUUGCAAGUCGUUUGCUUACUGCCAUAAGAUGAAGAGAGAGGAUUCAUGGCAACUGACCAGCUGUUACAAAAAACACACAUGCUCUAAGGCAACCAAGAUUGGUAUAAUGAGUUCUCAGUGGCUAAGUAAGGCUUUUAUGAAGAAGAUCUGUGAAAACCUGAAAAUCAAGUUGAGAAGUUUGAUAAAGAAGGCUCAUAGCAAGUGGAAUGUGGAUCUCACAAUGACCAAAGCUGCCAGAGUGAAGCAGCAAGCCCUGGAUGAAAUUAAUGGUACCUAUGGAGAGCAAUAUAGGAGGAUUCAUGACUAUGCUGCGGAGUUACUAAGGUCUAAUCCAGGGUCCACUGUUCAGAUACAAGUGGAGAGACCUCCUGAAUUUGAGCUAGAGACACCACCUCCUGGUACGGACAUGAGACCACGAUUUCAGAGGAUCUAUAUCUGCUUGGAUGCUUGUAAACGGAGUUUCAUGGUGUGCAGACCCAUGAUCGGCCUUGAUGGAUGCUUCAUCAAGACUCCAUAUGGGGGUCAACUUCUAACAGCCAUUGGAUAGGACCCCAAUGAUCAGAUUCUGCCAAUUGCCUAUGCUGUUGUUGAAGCAGAGACGAAAGAUUCGUGGAAAUGGUUUUUGUUGAAUCAGUGUGAUGAUUUGGGAGUUGAUAAGAUCAGAUGGUGUACAUUCAUGAGCGACCAACAAAAGGGAUUGAUCCCAACCUUUGAUGAGUUGCUGCCUGGCAUAGACCACAGGUUUUGUGUCAGGCACUUAUAUAGCAACUUCAGAAAAAGGUUCCCAGGUGUUCAGCUAAAGAUGAUGAUGUGGAAGGCUGCAAAGGCAACAUAUGUCCAGGAAUGGGAGAGGAGGAUGAAGGAGAUUCAGCAGGUUGAUCAAGGAGCUUAUAAUCAUCUCAUGGAGAUCCCUGCCAAGUAUUGGAGCAAGUCCAGGUUUAAUUAUUUUCCUAGAGUUGAUACACUUGUUAACAAUAUGUGUGAGUGUUUUAACUCUGUUAUUGUAGAGGCUAGAGAGAAACCGAUUGUGUCCAUGCUAGAAGACAUUAGGGUUUAUCUAAUGAAUAGGUGGUCUGAUAACAGACAAAGUAUAGUCACAUAUGCCGGAGAAAUAUUGCCAAAAAUAAACAAGAAAAUUGAAAGGGAGUUUGAUAAGGGUGGGGAGUGGCUGGCCAUAUAUGCUGGUAGGGACAAAUAUGAAGUGUCUAGCAGUAAGGGUAAUAGAGCCAAGUUUGUUGUGGACUUAAAUUUACAUGAGUGCUCCUAUAGAAAAUUUCAACUAACAGGUUACCCUUGUGAGCAUGCCAUGAGUUGCAUUAGGAAAAUGUGUCUAGAUGUUAAGAACUAUGUGAACAAGUGUUAUAGGAAAGAGACCUACGUGGACUGCUACCAACAUGUAAUCUACCCACUGAAUGGACCAAAUCUCUGGUCCCGGACUGAGAAUGAUGAUGUGC
Messenger RNA from Arachis ipaensis, 3089 nucleotides. NCBI's taxonomy places the organism in Eukaryota, Viridiplantae, Streptophyta, Magnoliopsida, Fabales, Fabaceae. The record is from RefSeq and is a predicted model, not a curated record.